UUCGUUUAAGCUCGAGAGUAGAGGGUCUUUGAGCCUGCGAGCAUUAGUGACAUGGAUACAAAAUGGCGGAUAGAAUUUUGCUGAACGCGACUAAAGGAAAGCCUAAAUCCCUCAGUAUUUGCAAUAAGGAGUUGCGAAAUGUUCCACCAAUAAUCGGAAAAAUAACUACUCUAAAAACUGUGGACUUGAAGAACAAUGUAUUAACAGAUCUACCUCCCGAAUUUUCCUCACUUAAACAGCUUGAAUCUCUGAACCUUGGAAACAACAAACUUGCAGUUCUUCCGGAAGUCCUCUCCUUCUUGUCUGGCUUGCAGAGGUUGCACUUGUUCAACAACAAAUUAAGCGAACUUAAUUCAGUUGUUCUCAGUGGACUUCAAAAACUCACAUUUCUCAAUUUGAAUGGAAACCAGCUACAUACCUUGCCAAGUGAAAUCAACAGGCUGGUAUCCUUGCAGUUUCUUAGCGUGAAUCACAAUCACCUUCAAAGUGUUCCAACAGAGAUCUGUCACUUGAUCAACCUGACAGAGCUGCAUCUUGCCGAUAACCAAAUAUCAAGCCUUCCAGAAGACAUGGCAUUUCUUAGGAACCUCACCAAACUUUAUGUGUACAAAAACUUUAUAGAGGAGUUACCAGAGGGCUUGUCAAAAUGUACCCAGCUCAGGGUUCUGGAUGUGUCAGCCAACAGACUCAGAAUAUUCCCUGCUGAGCUGGCACAUCUUCCUCUAAAGGAACUGUAUUGUGAGGAAAACAACCUUUUACAGCACAUCCCUGUUCAUUCACAACAGGAAGAUGAAGUGCUGACAUUAAAGGAGAUUACAGCUCGUUGUGUAUUGAAGGAACUCAAAGACGGGUAA
This is a messenger RNA of Orbicella faveolata, 854 nucleotides long. Its product is annotated as leucine-rich repeat-containing protein 69-like. Gene Ontology annotation, cellular component: cytoplasm. The record is from RefSeq and is a predicted model, not a curated record. NCBI's taxonomy places the organism in Eukaryota, Metazoa, Cnidaria, Anthozoa, Scleractinia, Merulinidae. Gene Ontology annotation, molecular function: protein binding.